Amoebophrya sp. A25 is the source of this 14614-nucleotide messenger RNA. NCBI's taxonomy places the organism in Eukaryota, Dinophyceae, Syndiniales, Amoebophryaceae. The record is from the annotation of a GenBank genome assembly.
GAAACACACUAGAAAACUGAAGAAAAGCACAUGAUGAAUGUGAAGACUAGGUAGGGACUGCUCUGUUGUUGUAGUACUCGACUAAGAUGAUCGAAGUAGGCUACAUCUCCAAAAAAUGCUUUCCCUGGUAGUUGAUCUUGAUAAGUGCAUCAAGUUCAUCAAGAAUUAUCCACCAUGUUGCAUUUAUCGCCCGGCGAUCGGCCUCGGUUGCCAUCGAGGCGUGCAUCGGUAUCCUCGCAGCAUGGACGCUACGCGCACAAGUCGUCGCUAUUUGCUACUCAAGUGGCCGACUCGACGCAAGCUGUACAUGAUGAUGCAGGAGAGGUACUACAGUUUUUUGUGGGCUGUCAGCCGGACGACUGAUCGCAACGUAGUGCCUGACCGCACCGUGUUACAGUAUUGUGGAUAGUUGUCGUGGCCAGUUCACAAUGAAACUUGAUACUCAGAGAAUAUCAAGCUAUUCGAAAACUCAAAAUAACCGAGUUACUGAAUGAAAUAAGGCAGGUAGCUAGCUUUGACACGGCUACUCUUCCUUCUCAUCAGUAUCUCGGUUAUUCUGAUCAGUUACUUGCUUAUUUCAGUUUUUCGAAUACAUGGAAGUAGAUGAAGUAGCUGUAUGAUCGUAGCCCCUCCUCAUCCCUUGUCCUUACUUCCAGCCGCUCUCGACUCCUGCAGAAGAAGAUGACUUGGUGACGCUUCGACACCGCGGACUGAGCAGCAGUUCGGGCAUGACCACUCCUCGUUCGGUACAGUUAAGGCUAGCAGCUACAACGAGUAUGCAAGAAGAAACUACUUUUUCACCCAGAAGAGGCUAGACUUUUUUAGUUCACAAGAACGAAGGCUGAGACAGUGCCCUUUGCUACAUUCUUUACUACAUCACGACUUCAAGAAUUAUAGGGUUACUAGUUGCUGUCAUUCUAUUUUUCGGCUCAGAGUGGAUAUAAGUAAGUACUCUGCUGUUCGUCCGUCCAUCCCGUAGUUACUAUUCAGGAGGUACUAGUGGCAAAAUAACGACUUAGGCCACAGAAAUAAUGCUUGAUAGGGUUCUUCUAACUUUUGGAAUUUCUGCGACAAGCGCCGCGCAGCUUCGUCCUCCGACAGUACAACAAGGAAGAUCUUCAUCUGGGGUGCCGCCGCUCCAAUUGUACAGCGAAGUAAUGCCCCUAAAAGACGACGGAGGCGAUGGAAGCGUGCUAGUAAACAAUGUAGCAGGUGGGUCUACUGCACAGUUAAGAAAGUGGUUUGAUUCUCCUCGGGAAGUUAUUAUGAUUUUUCAUUUAGAACUAGUGAAAAUGAUUUUCCCUAGUUCUACUUAGUUCGACUAUGAGAGAGUGUGAGUGAUCCCCUUCCCCUCUUUCGUUCUUGUACUAGAAAGUCAAUUUCAUUAGAGAUGCAACGUGAGAUGCACGUCGUAGAAAUUACUUUCCAUUCAUGGAAUGGGAAGGACGGGACGCCCUCUAAUGCAUCAGCAGAGCAGGACAAGGAGCACGCGCGAUAUUGUGACUGCUAUGAUGGCCUCAAGGCAGAGCACGAGUGGCUCAGGACCAAGAGGAGUCGUAGCAGACGAUAAAACUGCAGGCACAAACACCCUAUCUUCAACUGAAGUUCUUUCAGGAGAAGACAACAAGCAGCAAGGCCUUCAGCAAGCACCAAGUAGCUCGGGUGCGCCUUCAGUAGUGAACUCAGUCGCUUCUCCAGGACCGAAGGCUGUUGCUUUAAGGUUGUCGAUAUUAUACGUCGCUUUCGUUGUACAGGGUGUGGUUAAUCCAUAACUUCUGUGCAAUAAUAUUGUCCGUAGAUUUGUGGCCGAAUGUACGGCUUUAUGCGCCUCCAGUAUGUAACUUGGAUGAUCUUAGUUGAACAUGUUAAUUAAUUGAUUGAAAGGGCGGUGGCAUAUAGUCCUAACGCAAAAAAAAAAGGAGGUAGUCUUAUAGGAACUGCGACAGGGAGAGGGACACACACAUGACAUGUCUUGUUGUAUUCAGUAUUCUGAAACUGCUCUGGUCUUGUAUAUAGCAGGAACUUGUUUUGAAAUAUCCCCUUUCUCAGAGGUGUGUUGCAAAUCUAGACUGGCUUCUUCCUUUUCAUAAGGUUGGGGCUUUGGUCCAGCGGCGCUCGAAGCACUAAGAUAAAACAGCCGGUUAGUUUUUACCUCUAGAGGCUCAGCCCUUCCAACAAUAUAUAAUAUCCUUCAUCAUGAACACUAGACACAAGGUCGUUAGUAGUUUUGUUCAGCUUUUCUUCAGCUGAACUUGACCGUCAUCGCCUUCAAGAAUAACAGGGUUAUAGUAGCUUUAAGGCUGUCGAUAUUAUACGUCGCUUUUCGUUGUAUCAGGAUGCAUCCGCUAUCUAAGUAGGAACAAGCCUCGGCGGUUUACAGAGCAGCGAGACCGGUCUACGAUGCUAGGCGCAGUGCCGCUGACGAGCAGUCCCCUUCCGCGUCGAGUUUUUCGCAGCAGUGUUCUGUCCGUGGAAGCACAAAAGCGCUUAGAAGAAGCCAAUAUUAAGUGUAGUUUAUCACUAUCCCAUGUGGACUAUGCUGAGUGGAGUCCUCCUUGGUUUAAAGGGGAGACUAAGGGGCAAUGGGGGCAACCCACUUGACUCGAGAUAGUGAAAACUACCUUUAAGAAUAGUAUACUACCCCCAGGGACGACGACAAAAGGGCAACUGAGUGGAAGGUCGUCGACGUCGCAGCGCCUAAGCGCGAGCAUGGCGACGACGAAGGCAGCUGCGCAGCUGAUGAAAAUGGCACGGAGACACGAAAUAGAGCACGAGGUAGCGAGGACAAGGGGAGGAGGCACAAGUAUAAGUAUUGGGGCUGAAGACGAUCAUGAUUUAGAAGACGACCAUGAUUUAGAACUUAUCUUGUGCUAUAUUAUAGUUUUUUCACGUUCUUCAUUGUUCUAAGGUUAUUAGGAAAAUAUCCUCAGGACGCAUAAGGUGGAAUUAUGGAUUGAAGUGUGAUGGCUGGAAUUCUAAUGUUAUUAACAAGGUAUUAGGUUGUCUUGUUCAACUUCAAAGUAAAGUGUCUUCGGAUUUUGCUUUGUUGUUGUAUAUUUUAUUUGUUGUAGGUCUACUGGUUUACUAUCUAAUUCAAGGAGAGAUUUUUUCUUGAUCCUGGUUUCUCAUUCUAGUACGGUAAGGCUAUGAGGCUCGCCGACUAGACGAUGACUUAUUGUGAGCGCUAAUAGCAGAGUGAGGAGUGUAUCUGCGCAGCUUAUGCGGUCUAGCAAAGGGCCUGGAGGUGGAGGCAGCAUUUCUAGCGGCGUUUCUAGUGCGCGUGGCGCAACGACCUCUGUGAUUAAGGACACCUUCGUGAUCCCAUCUUUCAUCACUCCCCAUCGUUUAUUCUACCUGAAAAACGUCGGAGAGAUAUUGAUAUUGAUGCUCAUUUUCUUUCUAAGAAGUACUUACUUUCUACUUGAUGAGGACCUCCUCAUCUGAAUAACGAUGCUGUUCUAGUUAGAUGGAGAUGGCUCCUACUUCGUGGUACUCGCGCUAUCAACCUCUUAGCACUAGCAACCUCUUAGCACUACUGCGAUUUGGUACACUACUACUACUACUACUAGCAGCUGCCUCUUCAUCUUCUAAUGUAGUGAACAUUAAGCGUUCUUCAGCGCCUACCAUGGCAGCGGAUCUGCAUCCUGAACUUCGUGGGGAAAUCCCUCUACCCGGGUUGCACGGAUACAUGAGUGUGCGCGCUGCUGCAAACCAUGCUCACAUCUUGCGGGUAAGCGCCACGCGAGCGAGGUUAAGGCUGGGCCACUAGUGCACUGUAGUAAACAUGUGCUUGAUGAUUCAGUUCACUGUAGUAAACAAGUCACGUCGACCUUGGUGCUUCUGCUGACUUUAUUCAAGUCGCCCAUCAUCCUCGGAGUUGAGCUAGGAGCUCGGGGGACUCACUGCGAAGAAUCCCGGACCUAACCUAGCCUAAAUAGGAUUGACGUGUGGAUGAGAGUGUUUAGUCGUCAGAUGAAGUGGAUUUGGAUCAUAGUUGAUUAAAUUUGUCAAUGGUCGUGUGGGCGUUUAAAUAAAUUGUGGGGAGGCGGGCGGGAGCUGAUCGUGAAGGAUCCGCAACCUGCUAAUCUAACUAUACAUGGUAGUCCAGAGAGAAGAUUCAGUGCGCUGCUUUUACAGGUACGCUCACACGAGGUCGUCGACUACGCAUCUCUCUGAUGAAGUCUUUGUCUUAGUAAACUACGCAUCUUUCUAAGUAGAUCUUCGAAAAACCAAACAUUGCAACCGUUUCAAGCGCAACGUCGUUCCGUGCCCUACACGGCGCGACCGGAUGUGAAGCUUGUGGACAAGCCGAGUUCCACGUCAGAUUAUGGAGUCCAAGAAACAAGUAGGAUGAAGAUAACUCUCAAGUGGGAAGAUGACCUAUAAAUUUGCACCUUCACGUUUUCUUUUUUGGUUCUUUCCUAGUUAGGUUGGCUCCACUACUACUAGGACAGGAUAGGAUAGGAUAGGAUGCCUCGGCUUCGUAGUCAAUCGUGAUGACAACACCGCUCCGGCAGAUCGCCCCAAGGAGGGCGUUUUUGGGAAGGGUUUUACCGCCCGUGUAGGACUACUAUCAAGGAGGAUGCCACUCAAACUUUUUAUCCGUAGUUUAUUUGAUUCUUCUUGAAAGGAAUUCGUUUCAGAAGAGGAAAGCCGGUUGUUCCGCGGUAGCUCUAAGGAUAGCCGACUAGGCGCGACCGAGUUGAGUUGCAGGCAGCGCCAAGGCGGGUUUCUGAAGUCGCUGUUGACGUGGACGAGCAACCUAGGACUUUGGUGGUAGAGCAACGGGAAUGGGCGGCCCGUCAAAUCCAGGCAGCCGUGUUGAGGAGACUGGCUCGCAAACUGGACUCGCAAUGGGACAAAGAGAAGCAAAGAGUACAAAUGUUACGGUGGGUCGUUGUAGAUGAGUUCUUGGGUUUUUAUUUUCUCCUCGUACCAAUGUGGUGGGAAGGAGCGAGUGAAUAUACUUAACUUUCAUCAUGCCGUCUCACCUACUUCUAGCUGGCUCUGUCUUGUAUUGUCGCGAUUCACUUUCAUGUCGUCACACCUAAUAGUUGGCUUUUGCUUCUAGUAGUAGUUCUGCUUUGGUUCAUGAUCCCGCUCAUCUUCCCAGAAGUUGCAAAUGCAGCUCGUUAUUUGUGAAUAAAAUGGAAAGGCAUUCGCGUAAUACUGCUCUAAGACGGAAAGAUACGCAGAUGUUGACGCAGUUGCAGAAUAUGUCUGCUGAGAUGGCCGCGCUGUCAUUAAGGCUACCGCGGAAAGCUACCAUAUUCACGACUACCAUCCUGACUGUGACUCUUUUUCAAGGGAAAAGAGGGGGCUUCUAUGACUCUCAAAGAGAGAGUCGCACGACUUUCAAAGAGGAUCAUAUCACUCUCAAAAAUGGGGGAUCAUAUGACUGUCUCCAGGAAGAUUGUCGCCAUAAUCAGAAAUCCCCAAGGAAGAUUGUCUGAAAGGAAGAUUGUGCCCAAGGAAGACUGUCUAAUGUCAGAGCAGUCGAAGCAUUCGAGGCGUAAGUUUUUCGCUUCUUUAGCCGAAAACAUGGAAAUUGCAUUAGAGGACAUCAAAAAUCGUUCAAAGUUUAAGGCUUACCGUAAUAAUUCACCCUAGUCUUCCCAUGACGACACUGCUAUGGUUCGAGUCCUCGGCUAAUAGAGUAAUCUGCUCCAAACACAUACUUCUUAGAUGAAGUAAGGAAAUUUCGAUCCUUUUCAAGAAAAGUAAGCGCAUUUCUUUGCCCGCUUUUGCUCUUUUAAGGGGUUAAAUGAAAAUGAGUUAUAAUGUAGAUGCUUCAGCAGGUUUUCAUUUUCUUCAAGGUCGUCCACAGUCGUUCUCCGCAGUAGGUAAGCAAGUCUUGGUCUAAAAAGUCUGCAGCUUGUUCAGGGGCUACGAGUAGAGCCGUUUCUUCGCCCGCUAUCACAGCACGCAGCCCGCGGCCCGGAGAUGAGAUACUGGGUGCAACCCAAUUGACUAAGACCAUAGAGGGCGAAUACAACAACACUAUUAACACCUACACUUAAGGGGGCACCGUCAACCCAUCUUUCACAGCAUCUUUUUUUAAGCCAGUUUCUACUUGGAAAGUGCUGCUAAAAGAUGUUCUAAAAGAUGGGCUGCCGGUACCUCUAAUACAGCAGCAACAUUCCCCGUGGCCAGAUUGGCUACGCGACUUCUACUUCUUCACUUACUACAGCUAGUAAAGGAGUUGGAAUUCAUGACUCCGUGAGUAGACCUCCUAACUUUGAGGGUUUCCACAUUGCAUCCUGCACGAACAUCCCUGACUCUUUUCCCAGUAAGAAAGAAGUCAGGGAUCAUGUUCUGAAGAAUGCAAUGUCGCAACCUCUAAUAACUACAACGCUGCUGGUCCGUCUUCGUCUACUGCUGUUGCUGUCAGUGUAGGGAUACGCAAUAAUGUAGGAGCAGGCUAUCUCUCUGGAGCACUUCAAGAAGCUUCUUGUAGAAGCAACGGAGGUAAGCAGCACGAUUAUGCUUUUACUAGGGCUUGAUAUAGACAUAAUUCCUUGCUACAAGUUCAAGUUCUUUUUCUUCGUUUCCUUCUUAGGACGUCACUCCGAGAAAAUGAACCCAACAACUUGCAAGGUGGAAGUAAGCAUACUUACACUUAUUUGAAGAGCUCUAAUUCUUGCACUACUAGUACAACUGGAGGCCCAACAAGGAUUGUGGAGAAUCUAGCGGAGUCAAUCAGUUCCUUGCGCGAAAGACUCCAUGCUGGACGGGAAAGGCAGGCUUCGCCUUUUGGCGGCAGUGUCUCGGAUCUCAAGGGUUAAGGACUGGAAGUUGGAUCUAAAUGACCUUUUCAAAAGAUGACAUGACCGAUAUUAUCGUUCAACUUACAACCCCUAAAAGAGCUGGUGGUCGGAGCGACGGAAGCUGCAGCGAGCGCAAGACCGGGAGCAGGACGUUUUGAGAGAUUUGCGCAACCAAGUCGCCGAUCUGCGUUCCGCGAGCCCUAGUUCUGGUAGGGUGUCGCCAUUAGCAAGCACUAAUAUGGGAAGUUUCCGCGAACAACCAUUGCACUCGGUGCAGCAGCGACUCGGAGGAAGCAGAUCAGGAGACAUGAGAUCUGGGUCGUCUAGCUCCUUCACCUCUGCCCAAGCUGCCAACGCUGAGCAGAUCAACGCUCAACACAUUAGUAGGGAGGUCACCACGUCUCCUACUGCAAAGAAUCACGUGGUAGUUUCGAACGUUGCAUCUUCAAUCAGGGACGUUCUUGCCACACACGCUGAGUCUUCAAUCAGGGACGUUCUUCGCGCACACGCUGAAUCUUCAAUCAGAGACGCCGUGAUCAUAGGUGGAAUUGGAAAUAACCAGGAGCAGCCGGCGUCGCCGGGGCCUCUGAAUUCGCCUAACAUAGUCUUUGGUGCACCUUCUGCGCCUUCUAGUCCGCUAAGAGUUCUCGGAACCAAAGGUAAGACGAGUCUUCAUAAGCCGAGUCUUCAUCAGGACAAACGCGCUGAAGACAAAGAAGAUAACAACAAGACGCUUUCUUUUCAGAUGAAUAACUUUCGCUUUACUAAUGAUGAUGGAGGAGACUCGAGGCUACCCUCUUUUCCUGAUCAGUCCUUUCUUGUUAAGGGUUGGAAGUUGACCUCUCCAUGAGCAUCUCUAAAGUCCAUAGAUGAUAUGCGAGCUAGAGAGCGAGGUCAACUCUCAACCCCUAAGAACUUUGGAAAUCUACUCACGCGAAGAGAGGAGUCGCCGAUUGGAGACUUGUUGCGGAGACGGCGUAUGGAGGCUGUCUCUUCGCCUCAAGCAGGUUCGUCGGCAGCUUUUUCUAGUAGUACAAUGUAUGAUGCCACUCAUUGUGAGAACGAAGGUAUGGAAAUGUCGUUCCUAAGUAAGAAGGCAAUGGGGGACCGACGUUCCCAUUUAUCGACACUCUCAAUGAGUGGAAGCAUUCAUACAAGUGGGGGCAGAAGUGGAGCAGGAGAAAGGGUUCUUGUAAAUCAUGUGUCUGCGUCCUUGUCCACGGAUUUGGCUAAGAUUCGGGAGAGCAUCGAGAAGCGACGGGUGGAGCAAAUAUCUAGACGAGCGCUAGCAGCGUCAUCUUCUAGGGAAUUCGCUUCAGCACUUGAAUCUGUAGCAGGCUUUGUACAAUCUAGAAAGCAGAAUAGUGCAUUUACGCCAAUGAAAAUUGCAGGGGGUUUGUCUUCUGGUGUACCUCCAUCGGCGUCAGCAUAUCAGGAAAGGCCAAUGCCCAAUGAAAAUGCUGAUACAGCGAAAGAAGUGCCAACAUUUUCGACAGUAACGACAGCGACUGCAGGAGGGCGAGACGGAGGACCAAAAACAGGCGCUAGAUCGCGCAGUAAUGGUGAUCAGAUAGAUGGAGAGGAUAGAAAAAACGACGUCUUCGAAGAUACCCUCCCGGGUAAUUCUUCUCCUGCUGUGCGCGGUACUAGCGACUUCUCGCCUAACAUAUUUGAAAAUGGAGCAAACCCACAACUCUCACGACCGCCCGACGCGUCCCCGCUUCUGUUCGUUCCGUCGCCAGCAUCCACGCCUCGCGAUCAAGUCCAACGGUCUGGGUCCAUGUCAUCGCUGCCGCAGCUGCCAACACCGCUGCCGUCGCCUGAUGUAAACAUUAAGGCUGGAAGUCGAUGUCGAUCACUAUCUCGUUUGGACUACGACUAGUACAGAUGAAGAUUAUCUCGUCCUCGUGUGGACUACGACUAGUACAGGUGAAGAGAUAAGCAGUAGAAGGAUCGGCUAAAGUAAGUGAAGUAAAGACGUGGGUGGUUUUUCCUUUGAUGAAGUCCACUGUCCACUAUCCUCUGCUUUCGGUAGAUUCUUUUUUGAGUGUAUUCAUGUCACUCACCAUGUCGUUCUGAUCCUCCUAGAAGGCAAGACGAUGCUCAGAAGUGGGUUUCCCUUUCCUCAAGAGGCGAUAAUUGAAGGGCAAGCCUUUCAUCGACCACGGAUAAUCAUUGAUGAGGACUGCCUCUAAAAACUAAAGGACGAGUGGGACUAAGAUUAGUUUGUUGUUGAACUACGAAAGCUCGCCGACGCCGGAGCAGGAUGAGAGGAGAAUGGAACUUGGUGUGACUUCGUCGUCAGGUGAAAUGCUUGAUCUGCGAGACCCCGAAGAUAGAUCUGAUUACAAAGAAGAGCAGCAAGCUCAACUUAUAGGACAACAAGAGCAGGAACAAGAGAUCCGCACAGAUACUUCUAGUAUUAAGGGUUGAAGCAUUUCAUUUUUACAAGCCUUCUUUACUUGAGGUUGAGGUUGCUACUAAAAAGUGAAAUGUUUCAGCCGUUAAUAGUAGAGAGAGGCCUACAACUCCUGUAGCGAGAGCUACGGCUACUACUGUUGUGGAGGGUGUGGAGACAGUUGGCGCGGCUUUAGUAGAGAUAGAGCCUGCUUCUGCUGAUGCAGCUAGUACUACUCGUGUCGAGGAGAAGGCUAGUAUGAACAUUACGAGUUCUCCAUGCGUGGUCAUUGAGAAGUCCUCUGGUGCAGGGAGUAGUUCUACGACCAUGUUGCGACAAGAGGAGCAGCCAUGGUUGCAAGAUAGCCUCAAAAAGGACCAAGUGAACACGUUGAGAUCGCCUUCAUCUGCAGCCACAAUUCCAGCACAAAACUGUCCUAGAGCUUCUCUAGCUAUUGCCAGCACUGCGAUGCCAGCACACAGGACUAGUAGAGCUUCUGUCGAGAUUUCUCCGCCAAUUAGGGCUCCACCAACCGCAGAAAAUAGAAGCCCACUCCGCAGUCAGAGCGUCGUCCAUGCUGGAGAAACGGAAUCAGAGCGGACCUUGUCCCCAAGUCCCCGCCGGCUAGUGCCCAGUACGGUCCUACAACAAGGAGUAUUCUUCACUACACGACAGUCUCCUAAAAGUACAGCUACACGAUGCACAGUAGGUACAACUACAGUGGGUCGUGGCAGGACAGCUAUAGAACAGACAGGGCCGGCUUGCACUUCUAUUCGUGGACCUGCUGCCAGCGGUAGCUGUACAACGUUAGGCACUACAAGGAGUCAAGAACCUCGUGCUAAUGCCAAUACUUCAUCUAGGCUCACGCCGGCUCUUUAUCUGUCUCCACCGAGUAAAGCUGGGCCAGAAGUAUACGAUGUGCGAAGCGCGUGGCAAUCUAUGCGUGGCAACAAGGCCAAAAAAACAGACGAAAAAAGCAGACUGGUCGUUGUAAGUCCAAGUUUAAGGUCAUUUUUUUUUGAUUUUGUCUUCGUCUCAACAGAGACCCAGCAGUUAAACUUGUUUGGACUAUGUAAGCAAGAACCCACCUAUCGUCUAUUUCUUAUAUAUCGGCUAACCUUCUUCAAAAUACUACACUACUACUUCUACUUCUACGUAAACUAAUAUUGCUGUUCCUUAUAUGUCCGCUUUGUUCUAUUUAUUGACACGACAGCUCUCGUUCUAUGAGACAGGGAGGAAAGGAGAGCUUUCUAAGACUUAGCUCCUGUAGUCCUGGGACGAGACCACAGAAAGCUCCUGAGCAACAACCUCCUGGCCCUAUCCUUAAGGCUCUUGGUCGUGAUUCAAGUUAGUCAAAAAUGUCUUUAACAAAACAUCCUAGGACGAGGUGGAAGGACAGGAAUUGGUAAACACGAUAAUGGUAGAAAAGGAUAAGACUGUGUAAGAUUUGCUUCAAGCUUGACCAGGGACGGUUAGACCUGAAAUACACGAAAAGAAAUGCAAAAUAGGAGGAAAAAAGGGAGAGAAAAAGAAAAGAGAAGGAGAAAGAGGGAGAAAAAUUCUUCAUCGAUGAAACAGACCUCUUGCCAGGCACGUCAAUCAAUCAGUCAACAAUCUCUAACAUGAUAUCAGCUGCUCUAGGUGGAAGAAGUGGAGCACUACUUAGUAGUGACGCUGGCUUGCGCGCUUCCCUACGCACAAAGAGUUUUCGGAUCGAAGCGCCGACCCUGAAAAUCUUGGACACUCGCUGGGUCAGUCCGCUUGCGAGUAAGAACACUGGGAAGUUUAUGAGUAUACAGGGAGGACUACUAGCAUGUGAUGGUGAACAAACAUGCAGAGUAAGUAAUACUUCAGCACGUAUUUUUUUUGCAGUCUCUUGCUAAUGAAUUACCACCAGCAGUUCGCUGAGAACGGCACGAUAAUAUUCAAAUUUAGGUGAGUAGCUCUUUUUUUCUCUCCUGAUAAUUAGACAAUAAGUUUUUUCAUCUCGUCUCUGUGUGGAGUAGUUUUUUUGUCAAUCGAAGGAAGACUACAAAGGUAUGUUUAAAAGUACCUAACAAGUAGUGUUUUUUUCGUCUCCACUGUGACAACUUCAUAAAUUGCGUAGCUUCCGAAGAUGGAAGAAUUGUCGCGGAAUCACCCCGUGUCGCAGCACGCGACAUUUCAAUAUUAGAGAAACAAAUGUUACAAGGAGGAAGCGCAGCCGCAAGCGCGAGAAUCCUGACCCUCAUGGGGAAUGCCUAUGAGGAAGAGGCGGAGGCUUCUUUGACGGGAGUCUCACCACUUGGGCUAGCGAUGCAGCACGAAAUGUCUGCAUUACUAGAAUUAUGAGUGACAAAAGCCGAUAGAUAGAAUUAUGAGUGACAAGAGCUGAUAGAUAGCUAGAUAGAUAGAAGAGAGCCCGUUCUUGGUUCAGUUUUGUUCAAGUUUCAGUUUGUUCACGAUUGAAGAAGACCGCUAGGCGUCGGCUUGGUCGGACGUUAAAAAUGAAGUAAGUUCCUUUCCUCUGGGUUGAUUCUGAAAAUGAAGAUCGAUUGUUCGAACUUGAGUAGCGUAAAGAAAGAGUGGGCUCGAACAAGCGAUCUUCAUCUUUUUGUUACUGUUAGAGGAGCCGAAUGACAGGUGGUGGCGGUCGAAUAGAAGAGUUCUAACACGACAAUUAGGACGCUCGAAGACGUCGAGGGCGACGCGAUGCAGGUCUCCCGUAGGUGGGCUAUCUUCUCCAAGUGGUCAUUCUAGCAGAGCACUAGUGGAGUCCAUUUCGAGUAGGAGACGAGUUCAUUAGGGGCAAUGUGGUCAGCGCGUCUUUAACUAAAUAGGAUAUCAUGCAACUACACAGUCACAGAGUAUCUAUCAUUGUUUUUCAGCUCUUCUCCUUGUUCAGGCAAGAAUUCUUCUACGUUAUUUAUUGAAAACAACCAAAUAAAGGAGAUUUUUCUAAGCUAAGAACGAAAUUGCGAGACGAGUAGAGGAAGCCAUGUCCUUGGCAGAGUUGGACGUAGACGAGGUCGGAAAAGGUUCUCAUGCUCGCUCCCCUCAAUCUUAAGGCUACCGCUCGAGCAUCCUCAGCAUCAAGAUCCUUGGGUCUACUUUUUCUACUUGAAAAACAUUCACCAAGGAUAUGGCACUCAAGGAAGAUGCCAACGCGGUAGCUCUAACUGUCUCUUCGUCUCGCUCGUGGUGGGUCUCACAACAGCAGUCCUCUAGAAGAUGGAUCGUCCAGAAGUAGAAGAAGUGUGAGUCCAAUCUUAGCGUCAAAUCUUUCUUCGCCAUUGCGAUUACUGCGCGACAAAUUUGCAACAGACAAAUUAGCGAAAAGUCUCUCGCCUAAGCGAGCGCGUUUAGCCAGGGCAUUGGAUGCAACAUCUGGAAGAGCAACAUCUAGAAGAUUUAAGAAGGGAGUACAGGUGAUCGUGACAAUCUACAAAAAGAAUACAAGUGAGUAGGCGCGUAGACCUACGAAUUUCAAGAAAUAUAGUGAGACUACUACAAAGGGAACGCAAGUGAUGGCGAUAAUGUAACUACUUGCCUCCUCAUCCUGUUGUAGACAGGAAGCUUUUUCAUAUCAUCCGUGAAGUAGGUUUUUGACUAUCUAAAGUUAAGAAGGUUAUCAGGGAAUACAAGAAUAAAAAAGCUGAAGACAAUGACAUAUUUCGAGCUUUUACAGCAAGUAGACUUCAACUCUAGUACUAAUACGAGCAGACAGAAUGAGGGCGCAGCUUCGUGGGGGUCUUCCAGUACAGCUUCGCCGCUCCGACAGCAAUUGAAACUGAUGAUGCAGGAUGUGCACGAUCAUGCCAGUGGUGCUCCACAGAGAAGCGAGAGCCCUCUUACGUUUAAGAGACAUACUGCACAUCAGCAGAAGUAGGCAUAGGCUUUUCAUCUCCUUUAAUACUUGAUAUUCGAAAAUGAAGGUGUUCUAAGAUGUUGGUGUUCGUGUUUUCGAAAUUUUGCAGAGUAAAUCUAUGGAUGGUUAUUUUCCGCUAGAGCAGUUGAAGAAAGUUGUUGUUGCAGACUGGUGCUAAGUUUUCCUCUCUAGGUACUUUGUUAUAUUUAUUGCUCCAACAUAUCGCGCGUGAAUUCGCCCGGGCGUCAUUUGUCGGAAGCGCAUAGACUCGCACAGGCAAGAAUGCGCUUAGACAAGGGGAAAGAGUAGAAAGCGCCUAGACAAGGGGAAAGGGUAGGAGCUCAGGGAGUGCUUUAUUGAGUUUGAGCCUUCAGGACAAGCCAGUGUUAGACUUCAUGAAAGAAAUGGAAUCAAUCCCAUUUUUCCUUAGACACUAAAGCUAACCCUGAGGUUGUUAAAUGCCUAUUAUAAUCUGUUCUUUUAGAAAGAAUAAAAGACUGUUAUAUCCACUAUCGUCUAUCAACUCCAUCAUUAUCAAUAUCUGUUCUUUUUGGAAGUACAAGGCUAUCCCAGCAACUAUUUGUGGUAGAGGUGAUAUCUAUCGAGAUUUAUGAGACCAAACACAUUUAAAGAUUCCGAGAAACGGUCUAAAGUAUAGCGUAGUACAGAAGUCUGAAAUUAGGGGAGCAGCCUGAAAUUCGUAGCAGCAGCAUGAGGCUGGAGAUGUAAUAUUUUUCAUUUGACAACAACAGCAUUAAUAUCCAUAAUCAAGUGGAGGCAAACGAGUAUGGUCGGUCUAGAGUCGUAGUGGGGUUAUAUUUUUCAACGAGAACGACGUAUGGUAAGCGCUUUUGAUAGGUGUAUAUUGUAAGUAGAACAAAUUCAUUUUAAGCACUGAUUUUUCUGCUUCAAAGCUCAUUUGACAACAACAGUAUCAUCAAAUUAUGACAACAACAGCUGAGUGCUGGCAGCUCACUAGUUGUACUGCUAGAUAUUGUGUGCAGUGUGCUGGUGGGGUUAUAUUCUUACUUCCAGUCUCAAUUUGACAAGCAACUCUAUUUCGAAUCUUUUUCUUAUCGAACAAUUCAUUCGGCAUGACAUGCACAGAAGAGUUCGUGGAAGGAGCAGGCACUUAUCAGAAUUCGAAACAAAAUGUAAUGCGACGAAUGACCACGACCAGAAAGUCAAAUGAUAAUUUGAGACGCCAUGAUGAUGACAGGAUGGAAGUUAAAGACUAAGACUGCGAACACAGGGGAAAUGUUGAACAAGCUCCACAGAGAUGAGACGUUGAAAGACUUCUAUGUGAUACGGGUCCUUAUAUAGUUCAGUGCUUCACGUUCAACUAUAACACGGAGCGACAGAAUGACAUCGUAGACUUCUCCAGCCUGGCCGUAUGAGCCCACGACUUGCUACAACUAGUCUGGCUUCUGGAAACUAAAUAAGCAGCACUGGAUGUCUGUGUGCAGUUUGUUUCUCGUCGUGCACUCUUCUUCUGUUCUUGUUCGCUAUCUAUCUUCAGACACAACUAUCUAUCAGUUCUAAAAAGUAAAAAGACUCUUCUGUUCUUGUUCACUCCGAGCAAGAGAAUCACCACAACAAGGA